AUCUCUAAAUAAAACGCCUCUUCCGGUUCAGUCUGUAAACAGUGAUCUCAUCCCAAAUCUUGAGCCGUCUUGCUUUAGAAGAAUCUCUCAUCAUGUGCGGCGUGGCGUCUCCACAGAAAUGAUCUUGAAAGCAAAGGUUUUUCCCCCGUGUCCUUACGAUCCGCCCGUUCUUUUGACAUGAUGAGUAGCUGUGGAUCUUUGAGUGAGCCUGGAGCAUGCUAGCAUGCUAAUUAGCCUAUAAAAGGGACAAACAAGCAGCUGCCUGGUGCAAGCUCUGUUAAAGCUGCUGUAAAGGGGUUUUCACCGGGUUUUCUGCUUAGAGAAUGAUGGAAGGAGUGCUUUACAAAUGGACAAACUAUAUGACAGGAUGGCAGCCAAGGUGGUUUGUGCUGGAUAAUGGCAUUAUUUCAUACUAUGAUUCACAAGACGAUGUGUGCAAAGGUAGCAAAGGCAGUAUUAAGAUGUCAGUAUGUGAAAUUAAAGUUCACCCAACUGACAGCACGCGCCUGGAGCUGAUCAUACCAGGAGAGCAGCAUUUUUACGUGAAAGCUGUGAAUGCAGCCGAGAGGCAGAAGUGGCUGGUGGCUCUUGGAAGCUCCAAAGCUGGACUCAUUGACACUAGAACCAAAAAAGAGAGGGAGUUAACUGAAACCACAGAAUCACUGAAAACCAAGAUGUCGGAGCUGCGCCUGUACUGUGACUUACUAAUGCAGCAAGUGCACACUAUUCAGGAGUCAGUGGAACAGGAAGGAGAGUCGACGGUGGCCAUCACUGAGACGAGGAACGAGGCGUCCUCAUUACUGAGUGCCACCUGUGAAACCUUCAUCAAAACACUGGAAGAAUGUAUGAAAAUUGCCAAUUCCAAGUUCAAGACUGAUAUGUUACAAUCCAGUCAGUCUGAUUCCAUAAUGUCCCCUGUGUCCCCCUCUCCAGUCCAAAUGUCUCAGAUGAAGCGCUCAAUCAGCCAUCCUGGCACCUACAAUUUUGAAAGGUCGAGCUUGCCAAAAGAGUGCAUGGCAUUGCAGAAGUCCACCCAGAGGCGGUCGCAGACAUCCUCCGAUACAGAAGCUCACAACAACAGAGGGCCUGAGGAGAUGGAGUGCGUGAUGUUCCACAGAGCCAACAAUAACGGUGACUCCAAUCCAAGUAUCCCAGAAGAAGGUGGAACGAACACAAGGUUCCUGUUGGAAACUGACACUGCAGAAUCUGACCUUUCCCUCUGAACUACGCGAGGUGGCUUAUGAGAUGGGGAAUAAAAGCAAAACUCAUACUGCUAUGCAGUCAAAGAUUGCAGCGUUAUACACAGUAGAUGUAUUUUACGAAUUAUUGUUACAUUUCCUGAUGAAGAAGAAUUCUGUGGCACUUUAUAAAUCCAGAUGAUGAGGACAACAGUAGUCUGAUUUGAAUGUUUAUACUCUUCUAGGUAUUUCAAUAUAUUGGUUUGCCCUGAUGCUAAAAUGUUUUUCCUUUUUUUUGUGAUAAAUAAUUAUUGCUGUAUCCCUUCAGUGAAGAGUUGAAGUUUGUACUGGAUUUCUAAUGUGUUGUGCAAUUGCCUUUGUUAAAUGGGAACCUUGAUGAAAAGGUUUUUAUUGCUGUGCCAAAGGGUUGUGCAUAUGUGCUGACAUUAGCUUUUGACAGUUUGGUUUUUUUUAAUCACUCGGCAUGCAAUGUCAUUCAUUUAGUUCAUGAUGCAGAAUACAUUUAUUUAUUUUUGUAUGUUACCACAGUUUCCCCCUAAAAAUUGCUCUUGCCUUAAUUCUUCGCAUUCUUUGGAAUUUGAUCCAUUAAUUAUUGUAAUGUUUGGAAAAUUAUUAAAAGCUAUAGCAAAAA
Messenger RNA from Carassius gibelio (silver crucian carp), 1830 nucleotides. Its product is annotated as pleckstrin homology domain-containing family A member 3-like. Lineage: Eukaryota; Metazoa; Chordata; Actinopteri; Cypriniformes; Cyprinidae. Gene Ontology annotation, biological process: endosome organization; receptor recycling; retrograde transport, endosome to Golgi. Bases 324 to 1223 code for a protein of 299 amino acids. Gene Ontology annotation, cellular component: early endosome; trans-Golgi network; recycling endosome. The record is from RefSeq and is a predicted model, not a curated record. The transcript has 8 exons.